UAGUAAACACAAAGUUUAAAAAGCUAGGAUUAUUGAGAGGAUGCACAGAGUCACGUGCUCUCCCCACACAGCUCAGAACCACCAGGUUUCGAGAGGCUGUCUACAAUGAAGUGGAGGAUGAAUUCGGCUCUGAUUGCAUUUACCAUUCUUAGUUUCGUUUCAGCAAAGGAGUCAAGGCUGAACGGUGUGAUUUCCGGCCUGGAGAAAGCAAUUCUUUUCUUCGAGAAUGAGUAUGAGCGCUUCACUUUGGACGGAGUGGUGGGAUUUCGGAUGUUACAAGCUGAGCUUGAAGACACACUAAAGCGAUGGUCACUGUCGGGACAUGAAGCUGUAUCACAGUUCAAAAAGGUUGGCGAUCUAGUAAGAAGACUGGACUUCACAGCAGCAAAAGCUAUUGAAACAGUUAAAGUGACCGACCCUGCGUAUUUUAAUGCUUUUCAAACAACACUGCACAUUGACUUUUGGACUCUUGAUCCUCAGUGGAUUAAAACAGAUACCAAACUAGUUUAUCCUGAAGUAAGGGUUACAGAGUGUUUUGGAGAGAAUAUCAGUGACCGAUGCAUGACUCAGCUCCUGGGUACUUGGGAGAACUAUGGAGUCUCUUGCCUGGAAUCCGACUUAUGUAAGAGAAUGAUGACGACUUUAAACUGUCAAGGUUACUCUCUGUCACACCAGCUGUUGUACUUCAUUAUUGUGGAGCACAAAAAAUGCUCAAAUAUUGUACAAGCUCAACACAUGGAUUCUCGGGCAUCCCUCUUUGUUCAGGGCUAUAAGAAGAUUUUCUGCUCCAAUAUGCUGCAAAUGAAUCUGCAGAUUGAAAAGAAUGGUUAUCCAUUGUCUGAACAAGAUUUAUUUCUGGAAUAUGUGAUGCUUUGUGGGCAGGCUGGAUUUUCAGAGUUUUUCAAGGCCGAAUGGCUUGACCACAUCCUGGCGUGGCAACUGCCAGCUGGUUGCUUUGGGAAAUCUGGGCAAAAAUACACGUUGCCAAAACACAAGCGAGUGAAGAGAAGAUCAAACAAUUUGAAAGGUGGUUGUUCUGAUCACAUGACCGGUGUUGCUGUUGGAGCUCUGGGCGGUUACCUACGUUUCUACGGAACAAGCAGAAUUUUGCAGGAACACCAACAACUUAGCAACAAGGCUUUAUUGCAUCAUUUAUAAUACUUUAUAACUAGUUCUGCUUUUCAAUCUAAGAAUGAGUAUAGUUAUUCGUACGAAUAUGUUUAUCAUCAUCUACCUAGAUACACAACAUAUUGAGAAAGGAGCUGGCACGUUAGAAUUCUAGAAAGAUAUUAAUUCUAUUUAUAAAUAGUCAUUUGGUUGUACAGGAUUUGGUGAGAAAAGACUUCUUGCAAAGGUUGUCAUUUUGCACUCAUCAAGCUAACUUGCAAGAAUGACCAUUAUCUAUUUGUUUGAACAAUCAACCCCUGCUCAUGAAUGGGGAACGUCUGAUCUUAUCUAAAGUGAUGAAUACUAAAACAGCAACAAGGGAUGAUGUGGACUGGCAUUCAGUUUGGGUUCAUGAUGGUAUUAACCCUAAGGAAGGGCAUCUUAUCUUUCCCUUUAGAAAUGCAGUGGUGUAAGUGAUAAGCUCGCAGAAUGGAAGUUAAAAACACAGGGCAUCACCUUCAGACUUUACAGUAGAUGAGUUAAAUAUAAUGAUUAUUUAUGGUAAAAAAGCUAUACAAAUUUGUAGGAAAAGCUCCACCCUCCAAAUUGUUCUAACAUAUGUAUAAUCCAAGACUAAGGGACUGUUCCCUUAAUUGCCACAACAGAUUUCCCUCUGGUGGGGGAUUUCAAGACGAGGACGUAUAUUAUUAAGGUGAGAGAGUAGUUUGUAUGUGGAAUGACCUUCCAGA
Chiloscyllium plagiosum (whitespotted bambooshark) is the source of this 1856-nucleotide messenger RNA. RefSeq names its product chromosome unknown C16orf89 homolog (gene cunh16orf89). The record is from RefSeq and is a predicted model, not a curated record. Gene Ontology annotation, cellular component: membrane; cytosol. Lineage: Eukaryota; Metazoa; Chordata; Chondrichthyes; Orectolobiformes; Hemiscylliidae.